CAUUUGGCGGCAAGCGUGAUACAGGCGUCGAGUACUUCGCGCAAGCUUUUGCCUCUGUAACUGUGUUUUGUGGAUGAAAACGUUCCCUUUUAUACGCCUUUAUAACCGUCGUAUUGUUAUGCGUAGGCUUUGAACAGGUGGCCGCCGUUAGUGAAGCUUGAAUGACGACUGGUCGACCACCACCACAACGGAGACGCCGGGAAGACCAGGGAAGACGCUCAACCACGCUGAAGCCACAAAUGACAAUUCGUCACUGAGAUAUAUUUUCGUGAAUGUUGCCACCCCUUCGGGCAUCGUUAACAAUAUGCCUGCAUUACAGCAAGACAUUAGGGAUACGGCGGUUCAGUUCGUGAAAGCUCUGGAGUGCCCUAUUUGCCUGGAAAUUUUACGGGAUCCGUUAUCAACCAGUUGUCAUCAUCGAUUCUGCAGAUUAUGUCUGGAACAGGCCCUCCAAGACAACUACAAGAUUCCAUGUCCACUUUGCAAGGCAGUGGUCACAAAGAGGUCCCUCACUCAGAGUGACCUCAUAGUGAAGCUGGUGGAUAAGGUGAAGCAGCUGGUGCAGGCUGUGAAGAGUGACUGUGGUGUGGAAGUCACACCACGAAGGGGCCAGUUAGAGCCAGCAAAUGCACCUCUGGAGCGGCACUUGGUCCACUCAUCUGCCCAGAAAGCGGCAACAUCGUGCAAGAAUUCCCUGAACUUAAGCUCACGUGCAACGAACAAAAGGGCAUUUGCUGUGCACACUGAUGCUGACAUUGGUGCUGCCAACAAAAAGCCAAGAUCUACUGCAACUUCUGUGCAUGGCAAGCCAACACUAUCCAAGGACAGCGAGUCCCACGGAAGUGUUAGCUCCAGAAGAUCAAACAAGAGCCUACAAGAGACAAAGGAAAACAGCAGUGCUGAAACAAAGCAAAUUUAUGCAACACGCGCCAAGUCAUCGAUGGUUUCUGCCAGCAGUACUGCUGAAAAUAUGUCGAUGGCUUCAUCGAGACAGGAGCUUCGUUCAAACUCUUCGGAAGCUCCUAUGGAGGUAGAAAUGCAGUCUUAUGAAGCGAGCGCUAGCAGACACUUGCAAGACAGCAGUGAAAAUCACGCUGAAAAAGUGCAAGAUUGGCUUCAAAAGUGUGACAGUGUUCCUCAAAAAAACACACCUUCAGGACUCGAAAGGUCUGAAGCGCAGGAGAGCUGCAGUGGCCCUGCUGAAAAACAACUUGGUUCGAACCGCUUCUUCACCUCAGCUAAUCAAGCAUGUAUUGUUUCAGGGAAGAGAAAUUCAGUACUUGAUGUUUCAGACACUGAUCCAUACAAGUUCAUCCCAAGCCAAAAGUCUCUGCAAGCUGUACGGCGUGGAAAAAGACGGCUCCGAGGGAAUGGUCGAGCAGCAGGCCUAGGGGCUAAGCGAAUGUCACGAAGAAAGUCCGACCAGCAGAAGUCUGUUUGCGAAUUUGAGAACUUGAGAGACCUGUAUGCAGAGGAGAAGGCUCAAGAAGAGGACGAUGCCAGAGAGCUUGAGAUAGAGCUAUUUGUGACUCCUGGUGUCAGGCCUUGCGUAGAAAAAAAGGUGAUCAAUCAGAGAAGGUCCCUCACAACAACGAGGAGGCGGUCCCGGAAAAUUAAGAGCAACUUGCAGCUUAAGCCACUUGAAGAGCAGGUAGCGGAACUGCAAAAAAAUAUUUCGGAAGCCGAGGGCCAUGAGCUUGUUAUCGCCAAUGCUUUGCCAGGAAAUAUGGUGAGCAAGCGGGCUGAACAUAUUAGAAACACUAGUGCUUUGAAGGAUGUUUCGAACCUGAAAGCCCAGGCAGAAAAUAAGGUGCAAAAUGUUGUCAUAUCAGCUUUGUCCAUGUCGUCAAGUGAAGAAGAAAACCUACCUCAGCAACUUUCUUCUGGGGUUGACAAGCCAAUGUCCUGCCAGCGAGAGAAAACCGACGCAGUACUGCACUCAAAAACAAGUGCCGAACCAGUGAAAGAAAAGGGAAUUGUUGACCUGUGUUUUGAUGACGAAGGAGGGGUGGGCGCAGCUGCUGAGAAAUGCAAGGGAUACCCCGCAAGAAGGUGUACUUGGCGAUGUGAUACCUGGCGGGAAGUUUGCCUGCAAUGAUGCACAAGAAAAUGCAACCCUCUCACAGUGGAUCCCCUGCUGAUGCUCCAAAGCGAUUUGGGAUCUAAAGGUGCCAAACCGAGCGAUAGUACUCUGGAAGAACGAUGCCAGGAGAACAGUCAGUCAGAGGAGCAGAGUUGUGGUCAUCGUCCACUAUCUUUGAAGGACUUCGAAGGAUUCUUCAAGAAGUCGAGCAGAAAAACAUUUGACAUCAAUGCCAGCACACAGGACUUGGAAUCGCUUGGUAGCGGUGCGGUGGACACCCUUGAGUUGAUGACAGAUGUCUGCAAUAGCCUGAAGCAGGUUCAAGCCAGUGAACCAGAUCUAGCCCCAGUGUAUGAGGAGCCAGGAUCUAUGAUGGUGCCCACCAACCAUGGAGCUAACCACCAGGUCAGUGUACCACAUGAAGGGGAUACGUUACUACCUCGCAAAACUAGCAGAGUAGACCAGUACUCCCCCUGUUCCAGUGACAGCAUACACAAAAGCAAAGAUCAUCAGCAUUCACCUUCAACCACCAGUUGUCCUGCCUCAACGAUUGUUCCGGCAGUUGAACCAGCUGUCGAGGAUGGUAGCUGUAAUACCUGUCACGUGACCAAUGCCAAUGUAGCUUGUCCAGCUUGUAACGCACAACUCUCUUUGGUGUGUGGGGAUGGCGUCAUCAAAGUGGUACUGAAAGGACAGCCACAACGGCCAGUCCUCAUAGAAACUGGAAUGUGCACCGAAAGACCUUUCACCAAGGUCAUCAUUUGCAGAGAGGCUACAACUCAGACGGAAAGUUCAGAUUCCAAGGAGCUUGAGCCUGGAAGCUGUGGUGACAGUUGUUCAAACUUACCAUCACCUCACCUGCCAGUGGCAGCUCCUGAUGCUGUACAAGCGCAAACUGCAAUGAUUGACAGUGGUGCUAGCGACAAAGUGCUCAACGGACAGACAAAGUAUAGCCACAUUUCAAACACUUCCAUCUACAUUGAUGCCAGUUCUGCCUGUGUUGGCCUUCAAGGAGAACCGGUCACACAUGGUCAUGCAAAACUUGCAAAACCAACAGUUGAAAAUGCUGUACUGAAAAGGAGAGAGGAAAUUUUGGACUUGGACUACAUGAAUGAGAAGCCACGAAGCACAGAAGUAUUGUGUGAAAAUACAGAAGACCAGGGAGUCUUGCCAAGCCGACCGAACCUCUUUCGUGCAUCACAAUUCGGGCUCAGGACAAUUGUCGAAGAUACUGAAGAGAUGGACACCACCCCACCAAUUAAGUCAAAAGAAAUUGACACAUUGCAAAGUAGCCCUGUGCAGCACGAAGAUAGUGCAUCCAAGUGUGAUGGGGUUGAAAAGCGGGAAAUUCAGAGCGAGGCCCAGUGUUCCGCAGAGACAUCCUUGUUACAGAGCCAGAAUGAGGUGUUUUUGAGGCGAGAGGGCACAAAACUUUCCGAUCUUGGAAGCAAGUGUCCAGAAAGCAGUCCCACGUCAUGCCACACGAAAAGAGUGCUACCUCAAUACAAACAGAGUACAGGCUUCAGUUCCCAGGCAGAUCAAAUGGAGACGUACAGUAAUGACAGGGACCCUUGUAGUCGAGAAGCAUGCUUUCAAUCACAAAAGGGUAGACAGCACAGCAUGCAAGAGGAGCGUGAUGACCCGAACACUCCACCAAAGGAAGAUACCUGUCACCAUAUUGCCGAGGCUCCUGCCUCGCAUUUGCCUGAUGUCACUAACGCUACAUUGCCAGGAGCAACGUGUGACCAAGACAUGAGUAGUUCUGUCACGCCUUCGUUUGCAACAGCCAACGAUGAAUCCGAAGUUCAGAAGGCUUCCUCGCCUCAUGCACACAUCAACCGUUCCCCAGAAAAAGUUGCUACCAGUGACAAGCCAGAGGCAGUCAGUCCAAACCAAGACGGCAGCCACACCUCGGCAGAGUCUUCGCCCUGGUCUUCUCCAAUCCUGAUUAGAAGGGUAGCUCCGCGUAGUGCACAAAACAAGGCUAAGAAGGCCUUGAUGUCUAGUGACACAACAUCUCGAGGAGAUGAUACAGACUCGUGUGAAGUCAUUGAGGCGCCUUCCAAAGCUGGUUUGGGGCGUAAGUCUUCCAGGCAGAUUCUGCCCAGUGUGGCCGCGGACAGUGACAGCGACAGUGAUCCUGUGACAGAAUCAGAGGCCCAAGAGCUCCUGAGGCAUGCAGUGCUGGAAGGUGACAGUGAGGAAGCUGCUGUCAUUUUCGCCAAGCGAGCUGUUGCUCCCCUUGAAGCAUGUAAAAAGCCACGUGUGCCGCAGCUACAAGCAUCGAAGAGGUCUGUCUGGUCUCCAGAGAAGUGCCACAGCACUCUGCGACCCACCCAAAAAGUGGGAACAUCUUCCCAAGGGAAGCAUCACAGUCUAUGGAAGAAGCAUGACAGCUCCGUAAAUGAUGGUGACAACUCUGAGAACACUGGUGGACGCAGCCUAGCAACCACCCUAUCAAGCACACUUUCAGAAGGUCUCGACAGAACACUGAAGGAGAAGAUGCUAGAACAAGACAUUGCAGACAUGAAAAAGCAGAUGAUGAUGCUGGAGAAUGAGCUGCAGAAAACUACUGCCGGCAAAGGAAGAAACGACAACCCCAACAAUAAUUCAGCUGCCAACAACACUGUGGUUGCAAUGAAUGGGAAAGACGACAAUUGGGACUGGGACGACAGCGAUGGCCCUGAUGAAGUUGUCGACUUCGUGCCCCCAACACCACCAAGGAAAUCGCGGUCCAGCGGUGACGAAUCUUAUUGCAGCACAACAAAAUGAUCACCAUGGCUAGAUUUUUUUUUUUGUACAGAACAAAGAUGCACCUCCAGAAUUUCGUGCUCUGGAAAAUUUGAAAGGUCACAUUAAUAGCACCCCACGUGAAUGAUGUCAGAACUAACACUACUCUUUUGAGGCUUCUUUACUUUGGGCUGCUGCUCAUACAUUGAGGGAGAGCAGAGAUAUCUUUUUGCUAUACUUUUUGAGAAGAUCCUUUCAUCCAGCUUGGAUGAAAAAUGAUGCACAUUUUCCGAAGCGUACGUUACCUAAAUGAUUAGGCUUAUGUUAGUGAAAUAAGGCAAUUUGUGCUGCUUACACCAAAUUUUUUUCUCAUCACAUGCUAUGAUGACUCUUUGUUUGACAGUUGAUUCCAUUUGUCAUUUGAAGUCGCUUAAGACAGGAGUGUAUUUGGUUCGCAACUUGUAUUUAAAGGUGCGCACACAUUUUGUAAAAUACCGAAGUGGACAAAAGAACACGAACACUCUAUAAUAUUGUAAAUAAAAAAUAUAUUUGUGCUUUUCUG
Molecule: messenger RNA, 5375 nt
Organism: Rhipicephalus microplus (southern cattle tick)
Lineage: Eukaryota; Metazoa; Arthropoda; Arachnida; Ixodida; Ixodidae
Biological process (GO): positive regulation of transcription by RNA polymerase II; double-strand break repair via homologous recombination
Cellular component (GO): BRCA1-BARD1 complex; BRCA1-A complex
Molecular function (GO): metal ion binding; ubiquitin-protein transferase activity
Source: RefSeq, a predicted model, not a curated record